Molecule: messenger RNA, 1434 nt
Organism: Pyricularia pennisetigena
Lineage: Eukaryota; Fungi; Ascomycota; Sordariomycetes; Magnaporthales; Pyriculariaceae
Exons: 4
Source: RefSeq, a predicted model, not a curated record
AUUCUAUCGGCUUUUGACAGGAAAUUUCCCAGUCCGAACGGGCGUAAGGCAAAUGUAUGGAAAGCGUACCUGACAAGAGUUUUAUUAUGGGAGGAGCAGUUUACCUUACUGGCGUACGGAGAGCCGAAAUCACUAUCCCUAGAAUUGAAGAUGUCUGCCCUCCCAUUCCCGGCACUUACGCCACCGUCGGCAUCCGAGACGGCCCUGGCGUCAUACGAAGUUCGCUUUCGUCAUCCAGCAUACCCGAGAGACACGCCACCGCUACUUUUACUGUCAGCAGCCGACGGAAUCGGGAUUGAGUACGACUUGGCGGUUAUAUCCUGCUGUAUCAUUUGCGCGACCGAGUGGGACAAGGGCAAAUUGGCCACUAAAACUGCGGAUGACAAUGGAAACAGUGUCGCGGCCGUCGGACGGGAUCCUGCGCGGGCGCGAACAAGUACCCCGUCAUUCCUUCUUUCCACAACUGGCGUUUUCCACACGAUAAUUUACCUCCACUUUGGUCACAAUUGCAACUUCCCGAUUACAUUCCACCACCUUCAUUCAGGGGACGGAUGGCUGUUAAAGAGAGGGAUAGGAGCUGUCGCGUAUCUGGUUUUGAAGACGCCACGGAACAAGCACAUCUUGUUCCGGCACAGGAAAAAAAUUGGUUUAUUUCAAACGGGAUGGAGAGCCGUCUCGACGAUGGAUGACGACAGAAAAAUGCUCCUCUUGCGGCGGGAUGUGCACUAUCUCUUUGAUGGACGUCGGAUUGCGUUUGUGCCAAAGCAGUUUAUGUCCCAGCCUAUUCAACUGAUUGGGCAUGUGUUGGAGCCGCUCAAUUCGAUGCAAUUGGUCCACAUGUAUCACAAUCGCAAUCCGCAAGCCAUUCGAGGAGUAAGUAGGGAAUUUGCUUUCGCCCGGUUCGCCUGGGCCCUGUUCACAGAUGAACGGAUCAAGUUUUUCGGGUCUCACCGUCUUUACAAGGUUCUCGUGUGGGAUUCUGAGCAGGGUAGAACAGAGACGCGCGACAUUGAGGGCGCGGUAGUUCGUUCAGUAGCCGUUGUGUUCGAUUCAUCCAAGCGGUCACAAAGUCGAAGUGUGAGUCCCAAAAAAAGGUCAUUUGCCCAAGCUUUCGGGUGGGGUAUCGAGGAUAGUGAUGAGGAUGGAGUUAGCCCUGAGUCCGGGGAGGCAACACAGCCGCAGACAUUUGGGUGGGGGCAAUCGGCCGAAGAUCAGUGCAGGGGCCGCACGCCAUUUCGACGGGUAAGACAAGGGAGAAAGCAUAGUUUUGGGGACAUUUCCGACGGACUUUCUUCGGUAUCGUCUUCGCAGGUCGAAACUGACAUUCCCGUCACCCCGGAGAACAAACAAGCGCAUGGUGUCGAUCGGCCGAAACGUGCCAGAAAGACACCCGUUACCUCGGACACAACGAAAUCUCACUUUUCUGAUAUAUGA